Cicer arietinum (chickpea) is the source of this 2209-nucleotide messenger RNA. Its product is annotated as U-box domain-containing protein 15. The record is from RefSeq and is a predicted model, not a curated record. Gene Ontology annotation, biological process: protein ubiquitination; cell surface receptor signaling pathway. Lineage: Eukaryota; Viridiplantae; Streptophyta; Magnoliopsida; Fabales; Fabaceae. Gene Ontology annotation, molecular function: protein binding; ubiquitin-protein transferase activity.
UAAAAAAAAAUCAAAUAAACAAAAACAAGAAAUAGUUAGUUAUUUUUGUUGUAGUGAAUUUCGAUAACAAAAACAAUAUGUACGUAACGAUAUGCAUGGUGCAUGAUGUCGAUGGAAGGGAGGGAGGAAAAUGCAGAAAGCGAACCGAACGAGUCGGACGAGUCAACUCACCCCGAGGAGAAAGAAAAAGAAGAAGAACUCGACGCGGUUGUUGUGGUGGAUGAGAUCCAACGAGUCAUGGAAUCGGUUGUUCAAUUCGGAGAGUACAGAAGGACACGGAGGAAGGAAUCACAUAACCUCGCUCGUCGUUUCAAACACAUGUUGCCUCUUAUGGAAGAACUUCGUGACCUUCAACAACCUGUUCCUCAAGACGGCGUCGUUUGGUUGAUCAAACUUAGGGAUUCGCUUUCCUUCGCUAAGGACUUGUUGAAAUUGUGUAGCCAAGGAAGCAAGAUUCACCUUGCAUUGGAGGGCGAGGCGGUUAUGAUAAAAUUUCAGAAGGUUUAUAAAAAAUUAAGCCAAGCUUUUGAUUGUGUGCCUUGCGAUGCCUUAGGGAUCUCUGAUGAAGUAAAGGAACAGCUUGAGCUAAUGCACGUGCAACUCAGGAGGGCAAGGAGAAGGACAGAUACACAAGACAUAGAGCUAGCAAUGGAUAUGAUGGUGGUGUUCUCUGAUGAAGAUGAUCGUAAUGUUGAUAGUGCUAUUGUUGAAAGGCUUGCAAAAAAGUUGGAGCUUCACAGUGUUGAGGAUCUUGAGGUAGAAACAGUAGCUGUUGGGAACCUUGUUAGAGAAAGAAAAGGACAACAAGCUGAGAGUACACAGAGAAUAAUUGAUCUUCUUAACAAAUUCAAAAGGAUUGCAGGUAUGGAAGAAAGCAACUGUGUCCUUGAUGAUGAUGAUCCUGCAGGGCCUAAGAUGCUUGGAAGGAGCACUUCUUUGGUUAUCCCUCAUGAGUUUCUAUGCCCAAUAACACUUGAAAUCAUGAGAGAUCCUGUUAUUAUUGCAAGUGGACAGACAUAUGAAAGGGAAAGCAUAGAGAAGUGGUUCAAAUCCAAUCACAAAAUCUGCCCAAAGACUAGACAACCUCUAGAACAUCUUCAAUUAGCACAAAAUUGUGCCUUAAAAAACUUAAUUAGUGAAUGGUGUGAGAACAACAACUUCAGACUUCCAAAAACCUACACUUCAUGUCAAGAAACCUGUUCCAUUGACAACAAAGAAGAAAUCCCAUCUUUAGUUGAAAGCCUAUGGUCUAUCAAUUUAGAAGAGCAGAGAAAGGCGGUCGAAAGAAUCCGCAUGUUAUCAAAAGAAAAUCCAGACAACAGGAUUCUAAUUGCUGAGCAUGGAGGAAUACAACCUUUAGUUCAAAUCCUAUCCUAUCCUGAUUCAAAAAUACAAGAACAUGCUGUGACAGCACUUUUGAAUUUAUCAAUUGAUGAAGGUAACAAAAAACUUAUAUCAAAAGAAGGUGCUAUUCCAGCUAUUAUAGAAGUGUUGGAGAAUGGAAGUAUUGUAGCUAAAGAAAACUCAGCAGCAGCUUUAUUUAGCUUAUCAAUGAUAGAUGAGAACAAAGAGAUUGUAGGAAUGUCAAAUGGGAUUCCACCUUUGGUUGAUUUAUUACAAAAUGGAACAGUUAGAGGGAAAAAAGAUGCUGCAACAGCACUUUUUAGUUUAUCAUUAAACAAUGCAAAUAAAGAUAGGGCUAUAAGAGCUGGAAUUGUGACACCUUUACUUGAAUUAUUAAAAGACAUGAACUUGGGAAUGAUUGAUGAAGCACUUUCUAUUUUGUUACUACUUGUGUUGAAUCCAGAAGGAAGACAAGAGAUUGGAAAUCUAUCAUUUAUUGAAACUCUUGUUGACUUUAUUAGAGAAGGGGCACCUAAGAACAAGGAAUGUGCAGCUUCUGUUCUUCUUGAGUUGUGUUUAAGCAAUUCAUCUUUUACAUUGGCAGCACUUCAGUUUGGAGUUUAUGAACAUUUAAUUGAGAUUAAACAAAGUGGAACAAAUAGAGCACAGAGGAAAGCAAAUGCUAUUUUAGAGCUCAUAAGCAAGAGUGAGCAAAUUUAAUUAAUCAUGUUUUUAUUUUAUUUUAUAAUAUAUAGGUAUAGUUCUGUUUUUUCUUCAUAGAAAAUUAAUUAAAUUAAUUCUUUCACAUGUUGUGAUGUACAAAGUACUACAGUUAAAAGUGUAAUUAAAUUUGUUAUUUGAUAUC